This is a messenger RNA of Penicillium pulvis, 885 nucleotides long. RefSeq names its product aromatic alcohol reductase. The transcript is spliced from 2 exons. The record is from RefSeq and is a predicted model, not a curated record. Bases 1 to 885 code for a protein of 294 amino acids. Gene Ontology annotation, molecular function: oxidoreductase activity. NCBI's taxonomy places the organism in Eukaryota, Fungi, Ascomycota, Eurotiomycetes, Eurotiales, Aspergillaceae.
AUGGCUAUUACAAAAGUCGCCGUCGCCGGAGGCACUGGCAACCUCGGCCCAGCAGUCGUCAACGCCCUGGUGGAAGCCAACUUCCAAGUAACCCUCCUGAGUCGCUCCUCGACACACGAGAUCGACUCCCGAGUAAAGAUCCAAGUAGUCGACUAUGACUCCCUAGACUCCCUCGUCACAGCUCUCACAGGCCAAGACGCAGUGGUCGACGUCCUCCCCUCGGGAUCCAUCUCCGUCGAGAUCCCUCUCCGCCUUAUUAAAGCCGCACACAAAGCCGGCGUCCAGCGUUUCAUCCCAUCAGAAUAUGGCUGUGACACCUCUCACCCCCUCACCUCUAAGCUCCCCGUCUUCGGCGACAAAGUCACUGUCGUCAACCGGCUCAAGGAGAUCUCGGCACAAGAUAGCGCAUUCACUUACACGCCUGUCAUUACGGGACCCUUCUUCGACUGGGGAUUAAAGAUGAAGUUCACCGUCAACCUAUCCGGACCGUCAACUCCCAUCUACGACGGCGGCGAUACGCCGUUCAGCACAACUACUCUUGCAGGUAUCGGACGUGCUAUCGCCGGUGUAUUGGAGCACCCCGAUGAGACGAAGAACCGAAAUGUUUACGUCUCACAGGCAGAGGUGACACAGAAUAAGCUUCUCGCGUUGUCCGGGAAAUCGAUUGAGCGUGAGGAUAUUAGUACUGCGGAUCUGGAGAAGAAGGCGUAUGAAGCUGUUAAGCUUUCUCCGCCUGAUUUCAGGACUUUUGCUGUUAAUUUGAUUCGACUGGCAAUUUUUAACCCUGCUUAUGGCAGUGCAUUUACUAAGACGGAUAAUGAGUUGCUGGGGGUUCAUAAGUUUUCGGAGGAUGAGAUUGUGGAUUUAAUUAAACAAUACUCUUGA